AUGGCCUCAACUGUGAAAAGACAUCGGCAGAACACGGAAGGAGAUGCUCCGCGACAUAAAAAGACCAGAACGGACAACAGUUCGGUCACGUCACCUGAGACCAGCACUAUAAUAGGGACCUCUUUUCCUGCCUCUGAGAAGAAAAUCGAUUCCAACGGCGAUUUCUACUGGAACAUCUCGCGUCUCCGUCGGCUGACGGUUUCCUCCUUCAAAGGCCGUAUCCUGGUCAGCGUGAGAGAGUACUAUGAAAAGGAUGGACAAGAACUCCCGGGUAAAAAGGGGAUAUCAAUGCCUUUGGAUCAGUUUAAUACCCUGAUCCAAUUAAUACCCAAUGUUGAAACGGCUAUUAAAGAGAAAGGCGGAUCUCUGGAUAGACCGAAUUAUGUUGACGGUGAAAGCAAGGAGUCCUCCGGGAGUAACCCAGCGCAAGAAAGUUCGGGCUCGGAGUCUGACAAAUCUGAAGAUAAUUAGCUUGGACUUCUUCUUGCAUGUUUUGAUUUAUUCUUUGGUGUGUUCUAUUUCAUUGUAAUCUAAUCUGUAUACAACUAUCAACCAACUGAUUGGGUUCAAGGUGAUCAUCACCCGAGUGCCGCUUUGCAAGUAACCAUUUUAAGAUCAUGCGCUCGUCUCCUGUGUCUCUAUGCGGCUGGCUACAUACCCUCCUUUUUUGGGUUCUGUUCUCGUCCCCAACCUUACCCUACUCACCUCUCCCAAGGGUUUUUACAACUAUGCGGUCUCCAGGAUAUAUCUUCGCAGUAUUCUUCGCUCCCGGGUUUAUUUCCUUGACGUUCCAUUUGCCUGGCUGCCCUCGUAUUGGUGUCCUCCUCAUCCAAAUGUUCAGUACACAUUGGCCAUCCCCGCCUCCAUUUAAACCAUGUGGGUGGUACACCCUGCGCUCUGAGAGAAUGGAUACUUGUACUGGAAUUCGAAAGUCGAUGUCCCGGAUCACGCCAUCUCCACCCCGGUGCUGACCGUUCCCACCAGACCCCGGUCUCAAACAGAACUCUCUUAUUAAUACGGGAUGCCUUCGUUCAAACACUUCAGAAUCCGUAAUUUGAGUGUUAGUCAUAUGGGUGUGGACUCCUGAGGUCCCUUCCCAGUCUGGGCCAGCACUACUCCCACCAGCGAUUGUUUCAUAAUACCCAAAUCCUUUGGUUUCUUUUCUCCUGAAACAUUCCCGCUAUAUACAAUCACUAAAUUGUUUGUACCCCCUGGGAAGCAGCGCAAGUUUGGAAGCAUUUUAAAAUCACGUCGGUCACUCUCUGACUCUGUGUUGCAUGUCAGGAAAGGAGAAGAAUAAAAGGAAGCUCAACCAUUAGGGGACUCUUAAGGAGGCAAUGAAAUUGCUUGACCUACUGUUAAAACGUUACCACCAACAACUGCUGCUUUAUCAGAUGGGGAAAGAAAACUAUUUUUUGGGAUUCGCACAUUGAUGGGCUUGAGACACCCUUGGUUUAAUGGAAUAUCUUCAGAUAUUAGACACCGUAAGCAGCAAAUAAUGGCAGAACUUCAGAGCUGGUGCCUUC
This is a messenger RNA of Histoplasma capsulatum G186AR, 1526 nucleotides long. RefSeq lists its product as uncharacterized. The record is from RefSeq and is a predicted model, not a curated record. Gene Ontology annotation, molecular function: transcription coactivator activity; DNA binding. Gene Ontology annotation, biological process: positive regulation of transcription initiation by RNA polymerase II. The coding region runs from base 1 to 471 and encodes 156 amino acids. Lineage: Eukaryota; Fungi; Ascomycota; Eurotiomycetes; Onygenales; Ajellomycetaceae. The transcript has 4 exons.